AUGGCGAGUCUCAAUCAUGCUUACGAAGCUUCAAUCCCUGCGAACCCAACCCAAGACCACAAGACGUCUGAUGAACAGCCAAAACUAGAUCAAUUCGUUGCCAAAACCACCAGAUUAUCAUGGGCUAAACCAACAGCCAAUUUUCUUCUCAUAUGCGCGAUUAUCUUAUAUAUAAUCAUCUCAUCCGCACGAUGGGCCAUCUCCGACCCCUCACCUGACGAGCUCAGACUCCAACAAUUCUACACCUCAAAACUUGAAGUCGGUCUCCAGAGGUGCGCCGAAAGCCAGAGAUCACCAAUUAAAUACCCAGAGACGAAAGCUGGUUCGAGACACAAUCCGAGAUGGAAUCCUGUAACAGGACAGAACACGACUUUGGUCCUGAAGAACGCGACCCUUUUCGAUGGCGAGAAAUUCCUGGAAAAGCCAGUUGAUAUCGUCUUCAAAUAUGGGAUCAUUGACUCCGUUACGAAUUCUGGGAAGACUGUUUUCCCAGAUGAGUAUCAGAGCUCGGAUUUGAGAGGUGCAUAUGUGACACCGGGGCUGGUGGACAUGCAUUCUCAUCAUCUAGCAAUAAGCUGGCCAAUCCUACUGGAAACCGAUGAUAGCAAUGAAGUCAAUCCCGAGACAGGACCUUUGACACCCCAAGUCCGGGUCAUCGACUCUAUCAAAGCAUAUGAUAUCGCCACUACAAUCAUCGCAUCUGGUGGUGUAACGACAAGUCUUAUUCUCCCUGGAAGUGCCAAUAUCAUGGGUGGUGAAGCCGUGAUCGUCAAGAAUCUACUGUGUUCUGGACCGAAUGGCGAGGAGGUUGUUGAGGAGAUCUUGUUAGAGCACGGCAUUCCGCUGAAUGACAGAAGGAGAUACAUGAAAAUGGCUUGUGGAACGAAUCCUCGUGCUGUGUAUGAUCAUACGCGGAUGGGUACGGCUUGGAUCUUUCGUAAACAUAUGGCGCGUGCUCGUGAGUUGAUGUUGAAACAGGAUGAGUGGUGUCUCACAGCACAAUCUCUCCAGUCUUCUAGCGAUGCCGAGAAAAUUGCUGCUUUCGUUCAAAAAACCGACAGCGAAGAUCUAGCGAGAGAUUACUUGGAGUAUGAUUCUAGUAUUGCGAUGUUGAAAGGCCAGAUUGGGGUUAACGUUCAUUGCUAUGAGACGGAAGAUAUGGAGGAUAUGAUGAAACAUAGUAAGGAGUUUGGGUUUCGUAUCCAGGCUUUUCAUCAUGCGCUUGAUGCUUGGGAAGUUCCUGAGAUGCUCAAGGCUAGUGGUGAUAACAUUACCAUCGCUACUUUUGCGGAGAUGGGAUUAUAUAAGAAGGAAGCAUAUGAAGCCAAUCUUUGGGCUGGAAGAAUAUUGGCAGAGCAUGGCGUGCCUGUUGCGUAUAAGUCGGACCAUGUUGGUGAAGAGACGAGCGCAAAAUACUUGCUCCAUCAAGCGGCAACUGCGCAUGCUUUCCAACUUUCAGAGGAACUAGCCCUUCAAUCUGUCACCAGUGUGCCAGCGAAGUCUCUUGAAGUCGACCACCGAGUUGGCUAUGUCAGACCAGGAUAUGAUGCAGAUAUUGUGGUUUGGAACUCUCAUCCGUUAUCUGUUGGUGCCACAGCAAUUCAGGUCUAUAUUGAUGGAAGAGCUACUCUAGACCCAAAGACGGUUGCAGAAUCUGGAGCUGUCAUUGAGCAAGGUGAAGAACAGAAAACACUCGUGCAGAAAUCGACAAUUUCCUCAACAGAGAGGCAAGAAAUUUGCGAUCAAGUCGAGAAAGAUGGAGCACGAAUCACUAUUACGGGCAUCAGAAAAUCUUACCUCAAUGACGAAUACCCAGCCACAAAAGACGGAAACGCAACAAUGGUUAUUAAAAACGGAGAAAUCUUGUGCUUCGCUUCCCAUGAGGCCUGUUCUUCUCACAUCACUUCAGGUCCGAUUAUUAACCUCAAAAAUGGCCAUGUCCUUCCAGGUCUCACAGCUGUAUCCGUAAGUCUCGGACUUUCAGAGAUUGCCCUUGAUAGCGGUACCAGCGAUGGAAUAGUUGGGAAGUCCCCAUCCUCUGUCGACCCAGAAAAUGUAGUAUACGCAAAAUACGGAAUUCAUUUCGACGGUCGAGGAUUUGCUCGAGCUCGAAUUGGAGGCGUGACGAGGGCUGUUUCCGCACCGUUAUCGAAUGGAUUUGCAGAUGGCGUGAGUGUUGGAAUUCUAACCAGCGGAAAGAAAACUAUCCUAGACGGAGGAAUCUUCCAAGAAGACGUCGCCUUGCAUUUCAGAAUCGGACAAAACGCUAAGUCCGCAUCUCUCCCAACAAUCUCCUCAUCCGUCCACAAACUCCGCCAGCUUCUCCACCAAAACACCAACAAAACGAACAUCUACGGCCGCGCGUCCCGCGGCGAAAUCCCUCUCGUCGUCCACGCAAACGAUGAAUACGACAUAUCUCAACUCAUCUCCCUAAAACACGCAUUCAACACCACAAACCUCAUCCUCCACGGCGGCGCCUCUGCACACCUCGUCGCGACGCACCUCGCCGCAGCAUCCAUCCCCGUGCUUCUCUCCCAUCCGCGCCCGGCACCCGAUUCAUUCUCCAAACGCUCUGCGCUGCCUGGGCCGCCGCUUUCGCAGUCGCCGGUUAGAGUGUUAACGGCAGCGGGCGUGAAGGUUGGGCUCGCGUCGGCAGGCGAGAAUGAUAGUCAUAUUCAUAAUCUGAUGGUUGAGGCGUCGUGGGCGGGGAAGUUGGCGGGGUUGAGUCGAGGGGAGGCGGUGGGGUUGGUGGCGGGGAACGUGGAGGGGAUUCUGGGGUUGAAUAAGGCGGGGGUGGUGGUUUGGGAGGGGGAUCCGCUGGAGUUUGGGGCGGAUGUUGUUGUGAGUUUUGAGGGAGGUGGGGUGGGGAGUUGUUGGCCUGUUAGUAAUUGA
Molecule: messenger RNA, 2892 nt
Organism: Glarea lozoyensis ATCC 20868
Lineage: Eukaryota; Fungi; Ascomycota; Leotiomycetes; Helotiales; Helotiaceae
Product: Composite of metallo-dependent hydrolase
Exons: 4
Coding region: 1-2892 (963 amino acids)
Biological process (GO): purine nucleobase catabolic process
Cellular component (GO): cytoplasm
Molecular function (GO): allantoinase activity
Source: RefSeq, a predicted model, not a curated record